Molecule: messenger RNA, 553 nt
Organism: Eutrema salsugineum
Lineage: Eukaryota; Viridiplantae; Streptophyta; Magnoliopsida; Brassicales; Brassicaceae
Product: pre-mRNA-processing-splicing factor 8A
Exons: 2
Coding region: 23-454 (143 amino acids)
Biological process (GO): spliceosomal tri-snRNP complex assembly; mRNA splicing, via spliceosome
Cellular component (GO): catalytic step 2 spliceosome; U5 snRNP
Molecular function (GO): U5 snRNA binding; pre-mRNA intronic binding; U2 snRNA binding
Source: RefSeq, a predicted model, not a curated record
CGAAAUAUUCAGUAGCAAUGAGAUGAUGUGGUUUAUUGACGAUACCAAUGUCUAUCGUUUGCAAGUGUCAUUCAAAAACCUGACAACAAAGCCAAUCAAUGGCGCAGUUUUUAUCGUCAAUCCAAGAACAGGACAGCUGUUCGUGAAGGUUAUCCAUGCAAGCUUUUGGGCUGGUCACAAGUGUCUUCUUGGUCUGCUAGCUAAAUGGAUAGCAGCAGAAGAAGUUGCUACACUUGUGCGGUCUCUCCCCUUUGAAGCACAACCAAAACAAGUUAUCGUGAACCGUAAAGCAAUGUAUGAUCCCGUUCAGUUACACUUGCUGGAUUUCCCUAACAUUGUCAUCAAGGGAAGCGAGAUGCAGCUUCCAUUCCAGGCUUGGUUCAAGAUUGACAAGUUGCGUGAUCUGAUUUCGAAUGCCACUGAGCCGACGUUGACAAGGCUAAGUUGUUAUUGAAGCCCGACGAGUCUGUUGUCACUCAGACGAAUUACAUCUGGCCUUCUUUCACUAACGAGCACUGGUUAAAGGGUCGAGGUUGCUCUUAGAGACCUCGUC